This is a messenger RNA of Loa loa (African eye worm), 318 nucleotides long. RefSeq names its product hhat protein. The record is from RefSeq and is a predicted model, not a curated record. Gene Ontology annotation, molecular function: palmitoyltransferase activity. Gene Ontology annotation, biological process: protein palmitoylation. Gene Ontology annotation, cellular component: endoplasmic reticulum. The annotation marks the transcript as partial. The transcript is spliced from 2 exons. Lineage: Eukaryota; Metazoa; Nematoda; Chromadorea; Rhabditida; Onchocercidae.
AUGGAUAUAGUUAUAGGAAAAGUGAUAGAUUUCAUACGAAUAUUUUUUCAUCUUCGUUAUGUUGUAAUAUUUGGUUUACCACGAAUUUUUGCCUUAGCUGAUAAUAUGGAACCAGCAGAUGGACCAAUUUGCAUAAAUCGUUUAACACUUUAUUCAAAAGCAUGGCGCUAUUUUGAUCCUGGCCUUUAUAGCUUUUUUAAAACUUAUAUUUUCAUUCCAAUUUGUGCUCCAACAUUUUCAUUAAAACGAAAAAUUUUUGGUGUCAUUCUAUCAUAUGGUUUUGUUUUAUUAUGGCAUGGAAUUCAUUAUGCAAAUAUU